This is a messenger RNA of Cololabis saira (Pacific saury), 903 nucleotides long. Its product is annotated as phospholipase A and acyltransferase 5-like. Gene Ontology annotation, biological process: N-acylphosphatidylethanolamine metabolic process. The coding region runs from base 1 to 903 and encodes 300 amino acids. The transcript is spliced from 7 exons. Gene Ontology annotation, molecular function: glycerophospholipid phospholipase A1 activity; A2-type glycerophospholipase activity. Gene Ontology annotation, cellular component: cytoplasm. Lineage: Eukaryota; Metazoa; Chordata; Actinopteri; Beloniformes; Belonidae. The record is from RefSeq and is a predicted model, not a curated record.
AUGUCGACCUCCGGUCAGCCUGCCCAGCGCAACCCGAGACGCAUCCCACCGCCCCGCCGGGGCCACACGCUAAUCAGCCCGACGGUAACCCGCACGUCCCAAGAAGUGGACCGGCCCCACGCGCACCGAGACGACGUGAGAGCCUCCGGACCGGGGGGGGAGCAACGGCUGCUGCACACUGCACCACCGUCCCCUUUUGAUUUCAGAGUCGGGAGGAAGAGCGGGAGAGGCGGGAAACCGCUUGGAUUGAGGACUCCGACCGAAAGAACCCCGGCAGAAACACCUGAUCAGCACCCGGAGACUCAGAGGAGGCUUUCUAGCAGCAGCUCAGCCACUUCAACAAGGAAAGUCUUUGACAAGGAUAAAAAGGAGGCCAAACCUGGAGACCUGAUCCAGAUCUUCCGUCCUGGUUAUCAGCACUGGGCUGUUUAUGUUGGUGGUGAAAACGUCGUUCACUUCCAAAGACUUGGGGCAGCACCAAACACCUUCAGCUUCCUCCGCUUCAGCAGCGGUGGUGGCGUUGACAGUGGUACGGGCAUAGUGAAGAAAGAGGAACUGAAGGAUGUGGUGGAGAAGAACGACUGGACAGUCAACAAUCUCCUGGAUCAUAAAUACCCACCUCGUCCAGCUAAUGAUAUCGUGAAGAAUGCCUGUUCACUGGUAAAUACAAACCUGCAGUACAACGUGUUGGAGUACAACUGUGAACACUUCGCCACUGAGAUGCGCUACGGCAAGGCUGAGAGUGAGCAGCCGUCGCUCCUCCAUGACGGUGUCACACUCAUAAAGAUCCAGAGAUUUAGAUCAGCAGACGUGGUUCCAGCACCACUCUGGCGAAGAAAGCAAAACAAGAUCCGACAGCAGCCUUUUUUAAUGCAGCUGGGGGAUAUAGUGCAGGCUCUAUGA